Prunus avium (sweet cherry) is the source of this 779-nucleotide messenger RNA. Its product is annotated as dirigent protein 15-like. Lineage: Eukaryota; Viridiplantae; Streptophyta; Magnoliopsida; Rosales; Rosaceae. The record is from RefSeq and is a predicted model, not a curated record.
UUAAGCAGAAAAUAUAGUUUUGCCCUAAUAGAUAUUAUUAUCAUAUAAGACUAAUUACCACAAAAUGAAUCACAAUGUAACGGCUAGGAUCAUCCAACUCCAAACCGAUCACAAAUGUUGAUCUGCUAUAUAAGACAACACCUCAACCCCAACUGUCCCCACACACAAACAAACAAAUACCGACAAACCAAAAAAAAAGAGAUGGAAGGCAGUCGAUUCGUCCUCGUUUUGGGUUUGACUCUCCUAACCACCGCGAUCACACCAACACUCUCUACCUACCACUCUGCCACGCUGCCCAACGUCCGCCACAGACAAAAAGUCACGCGCCUCCACUUCUACCUCUUCGACAUCAUCAGCGGCACCAAGCCCUCCGCCGUAGAAGUCGCACGUCCGAAAGGCACGAAAUACGACAAGUCGGCGACGCCAUUCGGCAGCGUCUGGGCCAUCGACGACGCGCUCCGUGAGGGCCCCGAGUUCACUUCAAAAGUGGUCGGGAAUGCGCAGGGGCUCUACGUGUCAUCCGUCCAGGACGAGAACAGCUUAGGGCUAGUGAUGUACGCGGAUUUCGGUUUUACGACGGGUAAGUUUAACGGGAGCUCCUUCAGCGUGUUCUCGAGGAACCCGAUUAUGGAGCCGGGGGAGCGUGAGCUGGCAGUCGUGGGAGGGAGAGGGAGGUUUAGAAUGGCGAAAGGUUUUGUCAAGGUGAAAACACAAUUUUUGAAUGCUACCAACGGUGACGCCAUUCUUGAGUACAAGGUUACUCUAGUUCAUUAUUGAAU